GGACCCGGAAGUGAGCGUGGCUGCGGACGUGACGUAAGACUCAACCACUUCGUUGUGGAUUGUGUCCUGAGGAAGCGAAGCUGGUUCAGUAUGUCGUUUCUUCGGAUACUUUCUCGGGUCGUCGUAUCACACCGAGUUGGGUCUGGGUCCAGGUCAACAUUUACAAGCUCCAAGCGUGACACUGCUCACUCAAACUGGCUCAGUGUGGGUUUAGCGUUUGGAUCUUCAGUGGGCUUGUGGGCGCUGCUCUUCAGGCAACACAGCAGGGAUGUACAAGAAUACGAAGCGACAAAUGCCCUAAAAUGACCUGCGUCCUCCAGUCUGGACUUGCCCUACUACAAGUUUCAACUUCUACUCUCUCAUACUCAAUGGAAAUAAAUGUAUAGAAGAACUGAAGAAGACAAGACUGAUUUUUUUUUUUAAUAUGUGGUAUUCAACAAAUUCUCAACCUUGGUGAGGAUCUGUUCUCGGCAUUUGACUCUUUUAAAAUUACAUUGGACCUUGACAGACGACAGCAGUGUGUUUCCGGUUGCACCUAACCCACUAUGAUUUUAAAUAUUGACUUAAGAAAAAUGAACAACCCCCAUCCAUAGAAAACGCUCAAUUGGUUUCACAGGGUCACAAGGGUAGGUAGUACCUGCACCACGACUCUGCUGUCUGCAGCAGCCAAGAAUAUCUUCCCUAAACUUGGAUUCAAAACAAGCAUUGCACAUUCUGCAGUUGUACCUUACAUGAUGGAUCUAUAGUCUAAUUGGGUGAGUGAAGUCGCAGAGCCUCAAUCGCAGUGGACUGGAGGAGUAUCAUACUAUGGACGUCUCUGAAUGGUAACUACCGUACACUAGAGCUGGUCAAUUAACCGAAAAAUUAAGUGAUGUUGAGUGUGGGAUUCCGUGUGUUCAGACACCUGAUGGGUGAGAAGGUCUCCUCUCGAUUGGUUGGAACAAACUGGCAUGGGUUGGUGGCGUCGAAUUCAGGGGUUAUUGCAGGGUUAUUGAAAAUGUUUGAGGAGCCAGAGAAGCUUCAGUGAUGGAUUUCUUUUCUACAUACAAAACAUUUAUAUCCGCAAUGGCUGACAUGUAUUGAGUUGUAUAUAAGUUAUUGGUUUCAUUUGAUAUGGCUCAAAAUUCAGAACUGACUCCUCAUCAGACAAAUAUGCACCUCUGAAGAUGUGCGUUAUUGAAGUAGUGUCUGUACCGGAUUGACAACAUUUACAGGAUUACCACGCACAUGUGCACUGACCAGGCGCAUUCCGCCAUAUUUUCAUGACAAUUCUAAAAGACCAAAAUUAAGUCUGGGAGCAUACUGUAUUCACUGUAUGAUGGAACAGUCAUUACAUGCAGCCACAGACUCUAUUUCGAAUGGACAUGAAAAAACAGAAAAGAGAUGCUCUGCUAGGCGGGCUGGGAAGUGUAAAACAUAUUUAAAGAAACACAGGAACUUUCAGUUUUGGUUGAUUUUGGCGGCGCCGGUGGCCUAAUGCGGUAGUGUUUUGCCUGAAGAAGACCACAUUUCCCAUGAGCACCAGCGAGCGCAAGGUGUCGAAAAAUCCUCUUCUCCGGUUGCCGACAGUUGGAGGGGGCUGUCUGCAUCCAGUGUGUGUGUGAAUGAUGAACAGCGAUGAGGUAACGAAUGUAAUUGUGGCUACACAUUAUCAUGUGACAGAUGUUUGAAAAAUGAAACGUUUAACUUUGGUUCCCUAGCGUAUUUGUCACUUCCCUGACCCCGACACGGCAUCACUGUCGUCGGGCGACGCACUGACGAGUUUAGAGCUAUUAAAUAUAUAUAUGUCAAAUGUUAUGUUGUGCAAUUUCACAGUAAACACACGCACCCUACCCAUUAGGAAGGUGCACCAUUGCCUGAAUAUAAACUAUGCACAACUUGCACAGAUAUUUAGUUCAGUGUUUUCCUCUACUGUUAUAAUGCUCUUAUUAGGAUUCUAUGUAGCGAAUGUACAUACAUACAUUGAUUGUUAAAGUAAAGUAACUGGGUGCAAGUCAAUUAUUGUUGCUGUAAUUUUUAAUUACUAAAAUUCCUGCAUAUCAUUGGCAAUUAAGUUUCCUUUGAUGCUUAUUGAACAGCAACAUUUUUUUUUUACAUUUGUAAAACAAUGUUUGUAUGUUUUGUCAAGAAUUUAAAGUACCGGACACUACCUCCACUUCUUCUGAGUUUGAUUCCCCACACUCUCGUGCUGGCAGAGGCAGAGGCAGAGGGAGGGGAAGAAGUAGGAGACCAGAGGAC
Molecule: messenger RNA, 2238 nt
Organism: Synchiropus splendidus (mandarinfish)
Lineage: Eukaryota; Metazoa; Chordata; Actinopteri; Syngnathiformes; Callionymidae
Gene: ndufc1
Product: NADH:ubiquinone oxidoreductase subunit C1
Exons: 4
Coding region: 91-306 (71 amino acids)
Cellular component (GO): mitochondrion
Source: RefSeq, a predicted model, not a curated record